This is a messenger RNA of Apis cerana (Asiatic honeybee), 1959 nucleotides long. RefSeq names its product leucine-rich repeat neuronal protein 3. Lineage: Eukaryota; Metazoa; Arthropoda; Insecta; Hymenoptera; Apidae. Gene Ontology annotation, molecular function: protein binding. The record is from RefSeq and is a predicted model, not a curated record.
UUGAUACAGGAAAGGCCUGAUAUUCACAGUGUAAGAUUCUACCGGCACGGACCUUGUGAGAAAUCAUGGAUUACCGAUUUUUAAUUAUUUUUAUUUUCAUCUCUGCGACAAACGUUAAGUGCCAAAAAUCAAUCUCCAUCGAAGAUACCAAAAUCACCGAUAAUAACAAUACAGCAAAAGAAAUCGAAAAUGUAAAAGUAGAGGAGAAAAUACCUACGAUUAAACUUCCAAAUUUGUGCACCAUAUGCAAAUGUACAGAUGACAUCAUAGAUUGCGAUAAAAGAAAUUUAACGUACCACUUCGAAGAUACUCAAUGGCCAAACAAAACUAUGAAAGUGGUAUCGUUCGAGGAGAAUUUGUUGGUUCACGUGAAACCGUUCCCGGCAUUAGAGAUCAGGAGAUUAAUAUUAAGGAAGAACAAAAUCACGAAGAUCGAUAACAGCGCCUUUAAGAAGAUAAUUAAUCUGACCGAAUUGGAUCUAAGCUAUAAUCAACUCACGACAGAAAAUUUGCAACCUCAAGUAUUUGAGGGUAAAUUUUCACCGGAUAUUUACGAACCGUUGGAGAAACUGGUAAUUUUAAAUUUGGCUUAUAACAUGCUUCAUUCGUUGCAUCACGAUCUCUUCGAGCAUACGACGAACCUAAAGGUAUUGGAUCUUUCUGGAAAUUUAUUCUCAAUUCUCGACAGCCGCUCGAUCAUAGCGAUCAGCUCUCUUCCGAAUUUGGAAGAGUUAAACUUGAGUUAUUGUGGGCUAAAGACAAUUCCGGAAACGUCGUUCUACACAUGCAAGAAUCUUAAGAAGCUGAACUUGAGCGGGAAUCAGCUCACAGCUAUACCGAACGCUCUCAAAGAAGCAACGUCCCUGGAGAUCCUCUACAUGGACGAAAAUCCGAUUCAAAUUAUCGACAAGGGCCACUCGUUCCCAAAUAUGAUUAAAUUGAAAGAGUUAAGCCUCUGCUGCAUGCCACAUUUGACGAUAGUUGGAUCGGGCUCCUUCUCAGGAUUGACAUCGCUCGAGCAUCUUCGAAUACAAAAUUGUCCAAACUUGGAGUCGAUCCACGAAAACGCUCUUGCAUCAUGGGAUAAUAAUUCUACGGAAACUGUGUGGCCGCCACUGAAGAAACUCGAUUUAUCGGAUAACGCCUUGCGAUAUUUGCCUCAGCUAUUGAUAUCAAGGUGGGAUUGGCUGGAAAAAUUGGAUCUGACGAACAACAAAUGGAGCUGCGAUUGCGAUAAUGAAUAUCUGAUCAACGUUUUACUGCCAACGUACGGGAAGAGGUUGAUGGGCGAGGAAAUGAACACCCUUGCGUGCGCGGCACCGCCCGAACACGAGGGUGAAAAUCUGACGUCGUUGUUCAAUCGAAGCCUACGUUGCCUGGAUCUGUAUAACGCAAGACCGGAAAAAGACGCGAUGAUCCUCGUAGGAAUAUUGAUCGGUAUAUUGUUCGCAAUUCCAGUCUGCCUGACCACCUUCAUCUUCUGGCGCCGUGGUUUCUUCUUCUGCGGCAGUUCGGGCCCGGCCAGUUUCUCGCGAGCAUUUUACAAAAGGACCAUGAACGACGACGAAUUUUGAAGUUUUUUUUUCUCUCUCUCUAUUUUUUUUCGUUUCCACGAAUUUCGAUCCGAUCGAUGACGGAGGAGACCGACUCGUACGAACGACGUGUACGAUCGUAGAGGUUGGAGGAGUACUUUCGAAGUAAUUGAGGUAAUUGAAAAGAAAGAGUAACGUAGAGUGAAUAAGAUUUCGUCAUCGUUCAGAUGAAAGAAAUUGAUAUAUCAAAUCUGCUGGAUCGAAGGUCAAGUCCCUAGAAGGGAAUUUUAUGUUUUGUACGUUUUGUGGAUUUUAAUUUAUAUUAAUCGUGAGUUAUGAAAUAAGUUAACGUAAUCUUGUCGAGUUAAGUGAAUUUAAUUAUAUAAUAUUUUUAUAACAAUAUCAAUAAAUUAGAUCUAGAAAUUUA